Messenger RNA from Capronia epimyces CBS 606.96, 2271 nucleotides. RefSeq names its product methylenetetrahydrofolate reductase (NADPH). Gene Ontology annotation, molecular function: FAD binding; methylenetetrahydrofolate reductase [NAD(P)H] activity. Gene Ontology annotation, biological process: tetrahydrofolate interconversion. Bases 1 to 2271 code for a protein of 756 amino acids. Lineage: Eukaryota; Fungi; Ascomycota; Eurotiomycetes; Chaetothyriales; Herpotrichiellaceae. The transcript has a single exon. Gene Ontology annotation, cellular component: cytosol. The record is from RefSeq and is a predicted model, not a curated record.
AUGGCGGACGACGACCGACUCCCCACGCUCUUCGCCUCUCUCCCUCCCUCGUCGAACUACUUCUCUCUCGAGUUCUUCCCGCCCAAGACGUCGUCAGGCUUCUCCAACCUCCAGUCUCGUCUGGCGCGCAUGGCCGCAGCUCUACGGCCGCUAUUUGUGACGGUGACCUGGGGCGCGGGCGGGUCGACCGCGACCAAGUCUCUGGAGUUGGCCGAAGUGUGUCAGAGACAAUUGGGCCUGACGACCGUGCUGCACUUGACAUGUACGAACAUGAAGAGGAGCAUGGUUGACGAGGCACUGGAGAGUGCAAAGGAGGUGGGAAUUCGAAACAUCCUGGCUUUACGAGGCGAUCCUCCGCGAGAAGAGUACAGAGACACCAGCGAAGGAUUGGCGACAGACAGCAACGAGGAGUUCGUGUGGGCAGCCGACUUGGUACGAUAUAUCCGUCGGCAGUACGGCGACUACUUUUCCGUCGGCGUUGCCGGCUAUCCUGAAGGCCAUGCGGAUGAGAGCAACCCUGAGGCUGGGAAGCAGAGUGUCGAGCACGACCUGCCGUACCUGGCAGAAAAGGUUGCGGCCGGGGCGGACUUCAUCAUGACUCAACUUGGCUACGACAUCAAUGCCUACCAAGCGUACGAGAAGAGGCUUCGGGGCUACGUGGACACGGACGGCAACAAACUCUUUGCAACAAUCCCCAUUAUCCCCGGCUUGAUGCCCAUCCAAAGCUACCAGAUCAUCAAACGAAUCACGAAACUGAGCCACGCCAAGAUCCCCGAAGACAUCUCGCGACGGAUCGAAGCGGUGAAAUCAGACGAUGAAGCCGUGAAGAGGGUCGGCGUGGAUAUUCUCAGUGAGCUGGUGGACCAGAUCAAGGCUCUGCCACAGCCCGACGGCGUGCCGCGCGGAUUUCAUUUCUACACCCUCAACCUCGAAAAGUCGGUGGCUUUUAUUGUCGAACGGACCGGGUUGACCCCGCCCAUAUCAGAACCCGAACCCGAAUCUAGCCCCGGCGACCUGUCUGACUCGGACGCCAUAGCGAACGACGAGGUCAAGACCGCCAGUUCGACCUUAUCCAACGGAGCCGCUGCCGAGACGGGCAUCUUUGUGCCGCCCACCAAAUCUGGAUCCUUGGCCAAGCGGAGAACGAGCUCGAUCAACGCACAGCCGCACAACAGAGUGAUUCUGGAGGAAAAAGCGAGACGACAGGCCGAGAAAGUGGCGGCGGCGGCGGCAACGUUGAAGCAACAUGUCGCACCGGAUCGAGGCACAGGAAUCCCCGCCUCAGACCCGACGAGGAGACACAAUCUCAUGAUCUCGGAAGGUCAAGGCGCCUUGGGCCGAGAAGCGACCUGGGACGACUUUCCCAACGGCCGCUGGGGCCCUUCGCAUUCGCCGGCCUUUGGUGAAAUCGACGGCUAUGGUCCCACGCUGAAAGUUGGGCCCAUCACGGCUCGCCGACUCUGGGGUCAACCCAAGUCACGGCAGGACGUGACGGAGCUGUUCCGGCGGCAUGUAGUAUGCGAGUUAGAGGCGGUGCCCUGGAGCGACGAGAUCGACGUGGACAGCGGGGCGCCCGCGGCUCUGCGCGCCGAGACCGACGUGAUCCGGAACGAGCUGCUCGCUCUGAUCGAGAAAAAGGGUUAUUGGACUCUGGCAAGUCAGCCUGCGGUCGACGGGGUCAGGAGCGACGACGAGACGUUUGGCUGGGGACCGCCCGGUGAGGGCUUUGUCUUUCAAAAGGCCUUUGUCGAGUUCUUCUGUCCGCGCCAGGAAUGGGAGCAUCAUCUUCGCCCGCUUCUGAUCAAAUAUGGCUCUGAGCAGGUCGGAUGGCUGAAGACGGAUGCCAACGGGGUCUUUGAGUCCAGUGAGCAACUGGAGGCGGAAACCCAGAGACGGUCUUCCACUUUAGGCGUGAAUAGCCACCAAGUGACGCCGUCGACAGGGACCAACGGCAACGGCGGCGGCGGCGGCGGCGUCAAUGCUGUCACAUGGGGGGUCUUCCGCGGCAAGGAGAUUGUGAGCCCGACCAUCAUCGAAGCCGAGAGCUUCCGCGCCUGGGGUGAAGAGGCGUACAGCGUCUGGAGCGAGUGGCGGAAAUGCUUCCCCCGCGGGAGCCAGGAGGAGCAGUUCCUCGAACGCAUGCGCCAGGAAUCAGUGCUGGUCAACGUCGUCGGCCAGAACUUUAUCGGGGGGCAUGGAGGGCAUGGCGCCGAAUUGUGGAAGAUUCUGCUGCAAGACGAGAUACAGGAGAGUCGAGACGGUGGAGAAUAG